GCUAUUAGGGAAGGACGCGCGCAUAGUUUCUCCAAACAAAAACGAUUGUGCGUUUUUACGCGUUUGGAGCAGUUUCGCUUUUUAAAUCCACGUCGGAUGAUGUACAAUGUAAGACUGUGAUUGUACCAGGGAUUCAAACAAUUCACCAGCCUCCUGCCGGACUUUAUUUAAGUAGAAAGAGACACAACUAGGUGUUUUACGGACCAGAUUCAUGAAACUCCGAAGGACAACAACAACAACCUCAUGACUUAUUCUGAAAGAGCCAGAUGCCGGAAUUAUUCUCUACAAGAAUAAACUGCACACCGUAGAUUAAUUUAUUUUAAUGCUUUAAUUUUAUUUUUUAAAACGUGGACCACAUGUCUGUGCGCCAAUAAUAGCCAGAACCUUUUACUUUGUUUGAGCAUUCGUGCAUUCAAUUAUUAUUGAACACUAUUUGAUUGGUAGUGUAACAUAUCAAGUUCUCAAAUUUUAACGUGCAAUAACGAACAUGGAAAACACCUACAGACUGUUUCUGAUCAGACAAGAGACUGAAUGGUUUUGAUUAGCAAUGAAGAUGCUAUAAGAUCUGCGUUGCUUUACGCAUAUUUAUCCAUCUAUUGAAAGAAAUUAUCUGUUCCUAACCGUCCAGAAAAGGUCGUAUCUGGCGAUGUCCUUCUUUAAUUUCCGAAAGAUCUUUAAACUGGGGAUAGAGAAGAAGAAGAAACAAUAUGAUCACGUGCACAGGGACACAAAUCCAGAGGAAAUAUGGGAGAUUGUUGGAGAGCUGGGGGAUGGAGCCUUUGGAAAGGUGUUCAAGGCACAAAACAAGCAGACUGGUAUUUUUGCGGCUGCGAAGGUGAUUGACACUAAAACUGAAGAUGAGCUGGAGGACUACAUGGUGGAGAUCGACAUCUUGGCAUCGUGUGAUCAUCACAACAUCGUCAAGCUGCUCGACGCUUUUUACUAUGAGAGCAAACUGUGGAUCCUGAUCGAGUUCUGUGCUGGCGGGGCUGUCGAUGCCGUUAUGCUCGAGCUGGAAAGGCCACUGACGGAGCCGCAGAUCAGGGUGGUUUGUAAGCAGACUCUGGAUGCUCUGCUGUAUCUGCAUGACAACAAGGUCAUUCACAGGGACCUGAAGGCUGGAAACAUCUUGCUAACACUGGAUGGAGACGUCAAAUUGGCGGAUUUCGGAGUGUCUGCCAAGAACACGAAGACGGUCCAGCGAAGAGAUUCUUUCAUUGGAACCCCUUACUGGAUGGCUCCAGAGGUGGUGAUGUGUGAGACGUCGAAGGACAGGCCGUAUGACUAUAAGGCUGAUAUCUGGUCUCUGGGAAUCACUCUGAUUGAACUGGCUCAGAUUGAACCUCCAAACCAUGAGAUGAACCCGAUGAGAGUCCUGCUGAAGAUCGCCAAAGCUGAGCCUCCUACUCUGCUACAGCCCUCCAAAUGGUCUCCUGAGUUCAGGGACUUCCUCAAACACGCGCUGGACAAGAACGUGGACAACAGGUGGAGCACAGCGCAACUCCUCCAGCACCCGUUUGUGAGCACUGUAGCUGACAGCCGGCCGCUGCGGGAGCUGAUCGCUGAAGCAAAGGCGGAGGUUACUGAGGAGAUGGAGGAGGAAGAGGAUGAUGAAGAGCAUGAAGGAAACCUGCUUGGACACAAACGCGCCCCAUCUGAUGCAAGUGUUGGCAGUUCUGAAGACGAGAAGCUUCCUCAUUCUCCGUCCACAUUAGAGUCAGUUCCUGAGAAGAUCGAGGAGGUCUCAGUUCCCAAACUAGCAGAUGAUAAUAUUACAGCUGAAAUAAAGAAAGAAGAAGAACCUCUGAAGACAGAUGAGAACCACGUAGUGGAUACAGCAACAUCUCAAUCCAACAAACAGGAACAUAAAACUGAAGGAGAACCAGAGGUGGUUCCCUUAGAAACUCCAGCUGAGGUAAUAAUACAACCUGCCAAACCUGAUGGAGAGAAACUGGAGGAGGAGAAGAAAAAGUUGGGCAAUGGAGAACUCGUCCAGAAAGAGCCUGCAUCAGAUGUGUGUUCACCGACUGACAAAGAGAAAGCAGUCAUCGAGGAGUCCAGUAAAGCAGCGGCUCCAUCAUCUUCAGUGCCAGAGGUGGAGGAAAAGAAGAAGGAGAAGCUUGAGGAUGAACAGAAACAGAAUCAGAGCCCAGUGAAACCCCGCUAUGUGAAGAAGGAGGACUCUGAUUCAGGCAUCAGCUCUACCACAGACACCAGCAGCAACAGCAGCAGUAUAGACCUCAACCUGUCCAUUUCCAGCUUCAUCAGCAAAUCCAAGGAGAUGGGAACCAACUCACAGCAGGACAACAAGAGGCAGAAAAAGACUCUGAAGAAGACUCGCAAGUUCAUGGUGGAUGGAGUGGAGGUCAGCGUUACAACAUCCAAGAUCAUCACAGACAAUGACACCAAGAAUGAAGAGAUGCGAUUCCUGCGGCGUCAGGAGCUGCGAGAGCUGAGACUCCUACAGAAAGAAGAGCAGAGAGCACAACAACAGCUCAGCAACAAACUCCAGCAGCAGAGAGAUCAGAUCUGCCGACGCUUCGAACACGAGACCACGAGUAAGAAGCGUCAGUAUGACACAGAGGUGGAAAAUAUGGAGCGGCAGCAGAAACAAACCAUCGAGCGUCUGGAGCAGGAGCAUACCGAGCGUCUACGGGACGAGGCCAAGCGCAUCAAAGCAGAGCAGGACAAAGAGCUCUCCAAGUUCCAGAACACAAACAAGAACCGCAAGAAAGAGGAGCAGGAGUUUGUUCAGAAGCAGCAGCAGGACCUGGACGGCGCUCUGAAGAAGAUCAUUCAGCAGCACAAGCUUGAGCUGGCCACCACAGAGAGAGACUGUCUCAACCACAAACAGCAGCUGCUCAGAGCUCGAGAAGCGGCCAUGUGGGAGCUGGAGGAGCGCCACCUGCAGGAGAAACACCAGCUCUACAAACAGCAGCUGAAGGACCAGUACUUCAUGCAGAGACACCAGCUGCUCAAGAGACACGAGAAGGAGAUGGAGCAGAUGCACAGGUAUAACCAGCGUCUGAUGGAGGAUAUGAAGAACAGGCAGAUGCAGGAGAAAACCAGACUGCCCAAGAUCCAGCGCAGCGAUGCCAAGACCCGCAUGGCCAUGUUCAAGAAGAGUCUGAGGAUCACCAGCACUGGAGUCACAGCAGAGCUGGAGAGAGAGAGAGUCAAACAGUUCGCAGGGCAGGAGGAGAAGCGUCAGAAGAACGAGCGUCUCCAUCAGCAGCAGAAGCAUGAGAAUCAGAUGCGGGAUCUCCAGACUCAGUGUGAUGCAAACAGCAGAGAACUGCAGCAGCUGCAGAAUGAGAAGUGCCAUCUGCUGAUCGAACACGAGACUCAGAAGCUGAAGGAGCUUGAUGAGGAGCACGGCGCUGAGCUCAAAGACUGGAGAGAGAAACUCAGACCCCGCAAGAAGGCUCUGGAGGAGGAGUUUGCCCGUAAGCUGCAGGAACAGGAAGUGUUCUUCAAGAUGACUGGAGAGUCUGCGUGUCUGAAUCCCUCCACACAGAGCCGCAUCUCCAAGUUCUACCCCGUCCCAAGUGUGCAGUCCACCGGCUUUUAAAACACCUUCACCAUAAACAGAGAAGCCAAAACUGUCCAGUGAACGAACCUCUGCUGCCUUCCUGCUUCUCUUUGAUCGCUGACGUCAAACUGAACGGGGAUUCAGGAUCAAAUAUGCUCAAGUAAGAUACGGAGAAGCUUUCAUUUUCAGCGUUUUUUAUUAAUUUAAGCUUUAAAAGUGGAUUUCUAUGAAGAUUUCAGUCAUAGCUUGUGGAAGAUAAUGUGAUUUCAUUCUAUAUGCCACUAUUUUUUAUUUUUUUAUGAGAAAAAAAAUCAUAAUACUUUUUUUAUGAAGCAGUGAUGUUGAAGGGACAGUUCACACAAAAAUGCUAAUUUGCCACUCAAUUUUGGCUAAAAAUCUUAUUUAAUGCUGUAAUUUAGAUAAAAUGUUCUCUAAGAUGAUAUGUUCUCUUGAGAAAAAAAAUCCUAAUAAUCAUUUUUGUUUAUGAACCAGUGAUUUUAAAGAGACAGUUCACUCAAAAAGAGAAUUUGGCCCACAAUUUUGGCUAAAAAUCUUAUUUAAUGCUUUAAUUUAGAUAAAAUGUUCUCUAAGAUGAUAUGUUCUCUUGAGAAAAAAAAUAUAUACUAAUGAUUUUUGCAUAUGAACUUGUGGUCUUAAAGGACAGUUCACCCCAAAAUGCUAAUUUGUCCCACAAUUUUGGCUAAAAAUCUUAUUUAAUGCUUUAAUUUAGAUAAAAUGUUCUCUUAGAUAUGUUCUCUUGAGAAAAAAAAACAUCAUAAUCAUUUUUGCAUAUGUACUUGUGGUCUUAAAGGGACAGUUCACUCAAAAAUGCUAAUUUGCCCCUCAAUUUUGGCUAAAAAUCUUAUUUAAUGCUUUAAUUUAGAUCAAAUGUUCUCUAAGAUGAUAUGUUCUCUUGACAAAAAAAUCUGAAUAAUCAUUUUUGUUUAUGAACCAGUGAUCUUAAAGAGACAGUUCACUCAAAAAGAGAAUUUGGCCCACAAUUUUGGCUAAAAAUCUUAUUUAAUGCUUUAAUUUAGAGAAUAUGUUCUCUUAGACCAGGCAUGGGCAAACUCGAUCCUCGAGGGCUGGUGUCCCUGCAGAGUUUUGCUCCAACACUAAUCAAACACACCUGAACACCCUAAUUAGUGUCUUCAAGAUCACUAGAAAGCUACAAGCAGGUGUGUUUGAUUAGGGUUGGUGCAAAACUAUGCAGGGACACCAGCCCUCGAGGAUCAAGUUUGCCCAUCCCUGUCUUAGAUGAUAUAUCUCUUGGAAAAAAAAUCAUAAUAAUCAUUUUUUCAUAUGUACUUGUGGUCUUAAAGGGACAGUUCACACAAAAAUGCAAAUUUGCCCCUUCUUAUUUAAUGCUGUAAUUUAGAUAAAAUGUUCUCUUAGAUGAUAUGCUCUCUUGAAAAAAAAAACAUCAUAAUCAUUUUUGUUUAUAAACUAAUGAUCUUAAAGAGACAGUUCACUCAAAAAGAGAAUUUGUCCCACUAUUUUGGUUAAAAAUCUUAUUUAAUGCUUAUAUAAUAUGUUCUCUUAGAUGGCCUGAGGGUCAAUAAAUUAACACCAAAUUAACAUUUUUGUAUGAACUGUCCAUCCAAUAUACUAACUGUGAGGUUUCCUGUAGAAUUGUAUCAGCGUUUAUGAAAGUUUCUUGAGCUUCAAGCUAAUUUUCAGGGGUUUUGUUAACCAAAUUAAUGAUUUAUGAUCAAAAUAAGUCACGAUAAAGCUUUUGAUUGUGAAAUUCGUACAUUCAAAUCUAGUUAAAUGACCUGAUUUUUUUGAGUAGUUGGUUAUUGUAAGGAUUACAGGAUGUACAUUGAGGUUUUCUAAGCUUUUUUUAUUAUAUAUUUGAAGUAGCAGCCAUGCGUAUGCAAAUAUCACUGUGGUUUAAAAGUGCUAUGCAAUGUGAACAUCGAACCAUCAUCUCAACUUUUCGAUAUUCCGUGUUGCUCGUAUUAACGCAACAUUAUUUGAUUAGACAACUCUACACUACUUUUGUAUACUUUUCAUUAGAUCUGUAUAGAGGAUGGUGUGUCUUCUGGUUUUGUUUGAUCAGAUUCUUUUAUUUUUGUGCAUUUUACUAAUUUAAUUUACAAAUUAGCAUGCAAUAAAUGUGUUCAUUGCACUUUCAUGUGCCGUAGUUCAUAAAGCUCCAUUUAUAAUCUGUGAAAAAGACAGAAAAGUGACAAUUUACGAUGAAACCGAGAGAAUGGCUGGUGUUUUUCAGCAGAUCUGACUGUGACGAAAGUGCUGUGCACCAAUUCCUGCAGUCUUGAUGCUUGUGUUUGCAUUUUCAUAGACUUUUUUAAAGCAUUUUCAACCUGCGAAGUGAAUUUAGCAGCAUAUCAGUUGUAAUAUGUAUUGUGUUUGCGUCAAAUGUUGAAUCGUCGUGAUUAUAGGAAGAUACUGUGAUUAAAACAUUUGUGCCGAA
Messenger RNA from Danio aesculapii, 5969 nucleotides. It is a transcript of the gene slkb, whose product is annotated as STE20-like kinase b. Lineage: Eukaryota; Metazoa; Chordata; Actinopteri; Cypriniformes; Danionidae. Gene Ontology annotation, biological process: protein phosphorylation. The coding region runs from base 647 to 3571 and encodes 974 amino acids. The transcript is spliced from 19 exons. The record is from RefSeq and is a predicted model, not a curated record. Gene Ontology annotation, molecular function: protein serine/threonine kinase activity; ATP binding.